AUGGACGUCCAGCUUUACGUCUAUGACUUGUCUCAGGGCCUUGCGAGGCAAUUCUCUCAAGCAUUGACGGGCAUCCAAAUCGACGCCAUUUACCAUACCGCCAUCGUCUUGAACCAUGUUGAAUACUUCUUCGGUCAAGGAAUCCACAGGAAAAUCCCCGGUACCACGCACCAUGGUCGACCCAUGAAAAUUAUCAACCUGGGAAAGACCGAACUCCCUCUCGAUGUCAUCGAGGAAUACGUCGAAUCUCUCGAACAUAUCUACACUCCUGAAUCCUACGACUUGUUCCUGCACAAUUGCAACAACUUUACUCAAGACCUGGCCAUGUUUCUGGUCGGGACGAGUAUCCCCGAUGAGAUUCGGACGCUGCCCGAGACCUUUCUGAACACCCCCAUGGGGCAGAUGCUGCGUGGCCAGAUCGAUCAAUCCAUGAGGACCAUGACCCAGGCUCCCGAUGCUGUUGCGGGCCGGCAUGCUAUCAGAAAUCCCCCCGCUGCAAAGACCGAACCAGCGACACGUGGAUCGAAACCACAUAGUGGAACGGCUCACAGGGUUACCACUCCCGGCAUCAUCAACGCCCGGCCCCCGGCCGACUCUCCAGGUCACGUUCACAACAUCUCUUCACUCUCGGAACUGGAUCGCCUCCUCGAAUCCUCACGCCAGUCCUGUGCCGUCAUAUUCUUCACCUCCGCCGCUUGCCCACCCUGCAAAAUAGUCUACCCAACCUACGACGACCUUGCCGCCGAGGCUGGCUUCCAGAGUGGGGCGAAGCUGAUCAAAAUCGACGUCUCGGCCUCUCCCUCGACGCAGGCCGUGGCCCAGCGAUACCAAAUCCGCGCCACUCCCACGUUCAUCACCUUUCUGAAAGGCGAGAAGCACGAGGAAUGGUCUGGUGCCAACACGGCACAGUUGAAGGGAAAUGUUCGACUGCUCCUGCAGAUGGCCACACCACCACCACACCGGCACUCGAAGCUGAAACUGCCCACGUUCCAGCGGAUCAUCGAGACGCCGAUUAUGUACACGCGCACUCCACCGCUGGACAAAUUGCUGGCGAAAAUUGGGUCGAGCUUUUCUCAAGAUCCGUCCGUCCAAGAUCUGGUGGUGUAUAUUCAAACUCGCGACGCCAAGGGCAUGAACGAAGCGCCGCUACCCAACCUCCACAACUUCAGUACCUAUCUCGCCACGGUCUUUCCUGCUCUCCCCCAAGAAUCACAUUUCGCCGUCAUUGACCUUGUUCGUGUCGCCGCAGUGGACUCCCGCGUGUCAUCCUUUUUCGUCACCGAGCAUGACCAUAGAACUCUCUCGACACUGCUGACCGGCACCCGCGCUGGCGAGGACGUCUCAACUGCUCCCUACAAUAUCCAGUCCGUCUCGUUGCAAUUAGCGUGCAACUUGUUCAGCUCCAAUGUCUUCCAAGAACAGAUCUUCCGAGACCAGAAUGCGACGUCGCCGCCAUCCUCACCUCCGUCAGGUCUGCGAACCAGUAUUGAAACCGUCGCCGCGCAAUGUCUCCUCUCUCCUCAUCCCAACGCAAGAUCCAUGGCCGCGGCUCUCGUCUACAACCUCGCCGCCCACACACAUAAUCAACGAAUGCACAAUACGAAAGGACCGGGCGACGAAGAAUCCACACCGAGUGAUGAUCUCUCUGCCGCGCUUCUUGAGUCCAUCACUUCCCUCGCUUCCGGAGCGCAAUCCGCCUCGUCGUCAACGCAUAUCAAGGAAACGCUUCACGCCCUCCUGCUUGCGUUGGGCAUGCUUCUCUACGCCGCCCCGCCGGACAAUAUGCUCUGGGAUCUCUGCCGGGCGAUGGGUCUGCGCGAGGUCCUGAAGGAGAUCACAUCCUCGGGCUCGGGGCUGAGUGCCGAGGUCCAGGCUGAGCCGUUGUUGAAGGAGGUUGGCGAUGAAUUGUUGGGAAAGGGAGGAUUUUAA
Messenger RNA from Rhinocladiella mackenziei CBS 650.93, 1929 nucleotides. RefSeq lists its product as uncharacterized. Gene Ontology annotation, molecular function: peptidase activity. NCBI's taxonomy places the organism in Eukaryota, Fungi, Ascomycota, Eurotiomycetes, Chaetothyriales, Herpotrichiellaceae. The transcript is spliced from 2 exons. Gene Ontology annotation, biological process: protein modification by small protein removal. Bases 1 to 1929 code for a protein of 642 amino acids. The record is from RefSeq and is a predicted model, not a curated record.